AUGCUGCGCUGGCUCCGGGGCUUCAUGCUGCCGCAUUUGGCCUGCCAGGAGCACAAUCAUAAAAGCCUCUACGAGGCCCUCUUCGAUGAGCUGGACCAGGACGGGGACGGGGUGGUGGACAUCGUCGAGCUCCAGCAGGGGCUGAAAGGCUUGGGUUCCUGGUUUACCGUGGGCUCGGGGCAGAAAGGUGUUAUUGAAACUUCAGAAGUAAUUGCUGCUCUGAAGUCACUGGGUGUAAAUGCUUCUGAAGCCCAGGCGAAAAAGAUUCUACAAAGCAUUGAUAGUGAUGGGACUUUGACAGUAGAGCGGAAUGAAUGGAGGAGCUACUUUUUAUUUAAUCCUGCAACAGAUGUUGAUGACAUUAUUCAUUUCUGGAAGCGUUCAACUGUAAUUGACAUAGGGGAAAGCAUAGCUAUUCCAGAUGAAUUUUCUGAGCAAGAAAAGCAGCCUGGAGAUUGGUGGAGGCGAUUGGUGGCAGGAGGAAUAGCUGAUGCAGUCUCAUGGACGUGCGCAGCCCCGUUUGACCGCUCGAAAGUCAUGAUGCAGGUAGUUUGCCUACUUUACAUACUCCUUAAUGCUUAAAAUAAGUUGAAAAAUCCUUGAAGAUUUUUGAAAGAAACAGGUAAAAUGUUUUGGCACGUUUCAUACUACUCUUUAAAAGUCAUUGAAGUUUUACAUUUUUUUUAAUGUAAGUUUUAUUAUUUUCAAUAACAUAUUUCUUAAUGUUCUUAAAGAUGCUCAUAUGCUAUUUAAAUUUUUAUUUGAAAUAAUAAUUCUUAUUGUUAGGUGCCAUUGAGUCAGUCCUGACUCAGAGCGCCCCUGUGUACAACAGAAUGAAAUGCUGCCUGGUCCUGUGUCAUCCUUAAGCCCAUUGUUGCAGCCAAGGUGUCAAUCCAUCUCAUUAAGGGUCUUCUCUUUUUCCCUGAUGCUCUACUUUACCAAACACGAUGUCCUUCUCCAGGGACAGAUCCCUUCUGACAACAUGUGAAAAGUAUGUGAGACAGAGCCUUGCCAUCCUUGCUUCUAAGGAGCAUUCCGGUUGUAAUUCUUCCAAGACAGAGUUGUUCGUUCUUUUGGCAGUCCAUGGUAUAUUCAGUACUCUUCUCCAACACCACAAUUCAAAGGUGUCAAUUCUUCUUCUGUCUUUAUUCAUUGCCCAGCUUUCACAUGAAUAGGAGGCAAUUGAAAACACCAUGGCUUGGGUUAGGUGCACAUUAGUCUUCAGGGUGACGUCUUUGCUUUUCAACACUUUAAAGAGGUCUUUUGUAGCAGAUUUGCCCAGUGCAGUGUGUCUUUUGAUUUCUUGACUGCUGCUUCGAUGGGUGUUGAUUGUGGAUCCAAGUAAAAUGAAAUCCUUGAUGACUUCAGUCUUUUCCCCGUUUAUCAUGAUGUUGCUUAUUGGUCCACUUGUGACGAUUUUUGUUUUCUUUAUGUUAAGGUGUAAUCUGUACUGAAGGCUAUGGUCUUUGAUCUUCAUCAGUAAGUGCUUUAAGUCCUCUUCACUUUCAGCAAACAAGAUUGUGUCAUCUGCAUAUCACAGAUUGUUAAUGAGUCUUCCUCCAACCCUGCUGCCCUGUUCUUCAUAUAGCCCGGCUUCUUGGAUUAUUUGCUCAGCAUACAGAUUGAAUAGGUAUGGUGAAAGAAUACAACCCUGAUGCACACCUCUCCUGACUUUAAACCAUGCAGUAUCCCCUUGUUCUGUUGGAACGACUGCCUCUUGAUCUAUGUACAGUUUCCUCAUGUUCUGGAAUUCCCAUUCUUCCUGAUGUUAUCCGUAGUUUGUUAUGAUCCACACAGUUGAAUGACUUUGCAUAGUCAAUAAAACACAGGUAAACAUCUUUCUGGUAUUCUCUGCUUUCAGCAGGAUCCAUCUGACAUCACCAAUGAUAUCCCUGGUUCCUUGUCCUCUUCUGAAUCUGGUUUGAA
Loxodonta africana (African savanna elephant) is the source of this 1926-nucleotide messenger RNA. Its product is annotated as mitochondrial adenyl nucleotide antiporter SLC25A24-like. The record is from RefSeq and is a predicted model, not a curated record. The transcript is spliced from 4 exons. Gene Ontology annotation, biological process: transmembrane transport. The coding region runs from base 1 to 582 and encodes 193 amino acids. Lineage: Eukaryota; Metazoa; Chordata; Mammalia; Proboscidea; Elephantidae. Gene Ontology annotation, molecular function: calcium ion binding.